This is a messenger RNA of Chironomus riparius, 1648 nucleotides long. The record is from the annotation of a GenBank genome assembly. Lineage: Eukaryota; Metazoa; Arthropoda; Insecta; Diptera; Chironomidae.
AAUCAAGUUUGAUUUGGUAUUCAAAACGAUAAGUUAUAACAGAGCUUGGAGUAGUUCGUUCCCAAACGAUUUUCUUCAGCUCAUAUCAAAGUGAAAAAAACUUUUAUCAAAAUAAAAAUAUUUUAAAACAUUUGAAUUUUUCAAAAGGAAAUUUUCGGAAGAAAUUAACAAAAUGGCAGCUUUUGCAGCAUAUCAAUCAGGAAGUUUUGGUGGUAAUCUUACCGUCCUUGAUCUCGUACAUCCAGAAAUGCGCCAUAUGGUCAGUGACCACUGGAGCCAAUUUCCACCAAUGAAUCCUCUUUGGCAUUCUAUAUUGGGAUUCACCAUCUUCUGUAUUGCGAUCAUCUCAAUGAUUGGAAAUUAUGUUGUAAUUAGCGUCUUCACAUCUACCAAAUCACUUCGUUCGCCUUCAAAUCUCUUAGUUGUCAACUUGGCUUUCUCUGACUUCUUGAUGAUGUUCACUAUGGGACCACCUAUGGUUAUGAGUUGUUAUCAUGAAACAUGGAUUUACGGACCAUUGGCUUGUGAAUUAUAUGCUGCUGCUGGAUCAUUGUUUGGAUGUGUAUCAAUUUGGACCAUGACAUUGAUUGCAUUCGAUCGUUACAAUGUUAUCGUAAAGGGUCUUUCAGGCAAGCCAAUGACUAAGAGUGAUGCCAUGGUCAGAAUUGCAACCAUCUGGUUGCUUGCUCUUAUCUGGACUGGUGCUCCAUUCUUUGGAUGGUGCAGAUAUGUUCCAGAAGGAAACAUGACAGCAUGCGGAACUGAUUACUUAUCGCAAGACUGGGGAAGCCGUUCAUAUAUUUUGGUAUAUGCUGUGUUUGUAUAUUUCACACCACUUCUCAUGAUCAUUUACUCAUACUUCUUCAUCUUGCAAGCUGUAGCCGCUCACGAGAAGAAUAUGCGAGAUCAAGCCAAGAAAAUGAAUGUUGCAUCCUUAAGAUCAUCGGAAAAUGUCAAUCAAAGUGCUGAAUGUAAAUUGGCUAAAGUUGCAUUGAUGACAAUCUCAUUGUGGUUCAUGGCCUGGACACCAUACUUGAUCAUCAACUUUACUGGAGUUCUUACAAGUACAAAGAUCACACCACUUGCAACAAUCUGGGGAAGUUUAUUCGCCAAAGCUAAUGCUGUCUACAACCCAAUUGUUUAUGGCAUCAGUCAUCCAAAAUAUCGUGCUGCUCUUCAAAAGAAAUAUCCAUCAUUAGCUUGUGCAAAUGAACCAGAACCUGAAGUCAGUGAUGCACAAUCAGUUGCAACGGCUUCUACAGAUGAAAAGGCAUAAAAUUAUGGCAAUGACAAACUUACUUUGAACACAUAAAUUGACCAAGGAAUACGUUCUACAUUAUUUUAUAAUUUAACGAGCAUUCUCAAAAUGUAAAAAAAAAUAAAAAAAUUAAUAAAUUGUAAGAUGACAAUUUAAAAUGAAACUUUAAAUGCUUUGAAAAUGUAUUUGAGAUAUAGAUUUACAGGGUUGUUAAGUUUUAAGGCAAUCUUUUAUUUAAGCUCUAAAACUUUUAAAACUUUUAAUAUUCGAAAAGUUCGUUCUGAAAAUGGUUUAGCUAAAACAUAAAUUUCGAUAUCUUACUCCAAAACCUGAUUAAAAAAGUCCCUUUGCAUGUUUAAGACAAAUCUUUUGAUAUGCAAUCAUUAGUCC